AUGUCUUCCCUCGGAAUACUUCUGCUCUUUUGUUCAGUCUUUGUCACUGUACUAAGUUCUAAUGACCUUUUGUGCAAAGAGGCACGAGACAAAGAUCAUUUAAGAGAUCAUCUUGGUGAAAUUGUCGACUUGGACAAGAUGUCUCCAAAAGAAUUAGAGUUCCAUUACUUCAAGGUACAUGACACAGAAGGCAACAACAAACUGGACGGCUGCGAGCUGGUUCAAUCCCUCCUACAUUUCCAUAUGGAAGAAAGCUCCGCACUUGGCAAGCCUGGUCAAACGACGAAAAUUUUCUCUGAUGCUGAAUUGGAAUUUAUGAUUGACCCCAUCAUGGCAAUGGAAGAUAAAAACUUAGAUGGUUACAUCGACUAUACGGAAUUUGUUGUUGGACAAAAACGUAGGAAUGAGUAUAGAUGA
Molecule: messenger RNA, 417 nt
Organism: Uloborus diversus
Lineage: Eukaryota; Metazoa; Arthropoda; Arachnida; Araneae; Uloboridae
Product: multiple coagulation factor deficiency protein 2 homolog
Exons: 1
Coding region: 1-417 (138 amino acids)
Molecular function (GO): calcium ion binding
Source: RefSeq, a predicted model, not a curated record